Molecule: messenger RNA, 189 nt
Organism: Sorex araneus (European shrew)
Lineage: Eukaryota; Metazoa; Chordata; Mammalia; Eulipotyphla; Soricidae
Gene: NCR3
Product: natural cytotoxicity triggering receptor 3
Exons: 4
Source: RefSeq, a predicted model, not a curated record
AUGUUGCUAGAAGAAGGCCAAGCUGAGCUGAGCGUCCGGGACAGCCAAGGCUUCGACAAGCAGUGACCGCAGUGCAGUCUAUGUGUCCUGGGAAUUGGCUCAGGGCAGGGGACUCUGCUGGUGGUGGAGAAAGCCCUGGGCAGCACCUGCUAUUAGCAGGGCAAAUGCCACUGUCACCUGGGAAACUGA